AUUAUAGUUCUUUCUGCCUCGUCACUUCCGGCCUCUUACCUAUACGUCACCUCCUGCCUAUGCACUCUUUGCUGGUGCGCGAGCGUGUCAGGGCCUUUUUAGCUCUCGGCAGGCAAACAUGGCGGACGUGCAGACCGAAAGGGCGUACCAGAAGCAGCCCACCAUCUUCCAGAACAAGAAGCGUGUUUUGGCUGCUGAAGGCGGCGGCAAGGAAAAGCUCCCCCGCUACCACAAGAACGUCGGCCUGGGCUUCAAGACGCCCCGAGAGGCCAUUGACGGCACCUACAUUGACAAGAAGUGCCCCUUCACUGGGAAUGUGUCCAUCCGAGGCCGCAUCCUCUCAGGUGUGGUGACAAAGAUGAAGAUGCAGAGGACUGUUGUAAUCAGGCGGGAUUACCUGCACUACAUUCGCAAGUACAACCGCUUUGAGAAGAGGCACAAAAACAUGUCUGUCCACCUUUCCCCAGCCUUCAGAGAUGUGCAGGUGGGCGACAUCGUGACAGUGGGAGAGUGCAGACCCCUCAGCAAGACUGUGAGGUUCAAUGUGCUGAAGGUCACCAAGGCAGCGGGCGCCAAGAAGCAGUUUCAGAAAUUUUAAAGGAGACGACCACUUUGGGUGUCCUGUGCUGUGUUCAGUGCUUGAUUAAUAAAGGUCUUAUAUGAA
This is a messenger RNA of Paramormyrops kingsleyae, 664 nucleotides long. RefSeq names its product ribosomal protein S11 (gene rps11). Gene Ontology annotation, biological process: translation. Gene Ontology annotation, molecular function: structural constituent of ribosome. NCBI's taxonomy places the organism in Eukaryota, Metazoa, Chordata, Actinopteri, Osteoglossiformes, Mormyridae. The record is from RefSeq and is a predicted model, not a curated record. Gene Ontology annotation, cellular component: ribosome; cytosolic small ribosomal subunit.